Messenger RNA from Echinococcus granulosus, 4719 nucleotides. Its product is annotated as Trafficking protein particle complex subunit. The transcript has 18 exons. The coding region runs from base 1 to 4719 and encodes 1572 amino acids. Gene Ontology annotation, cellular component: TRAPPII protein complex. Lineage: Eukaryota; Metazoa; Platyhelminthes; Cestoda; Cyclophyllidea; Taeniidae. The record is from RefSeq and is a predicted model, not a curated record. Gene Ontology annotation, biological process: intra-Golgi vesicle-mediated transport; early endosome to Golgi transport.
AUGCGAGUAACCGAGCGACCCGGUAUCAUCUUCGUUAAUUAUGGAGAUGAAGCAGCAAAGUACCAUGUCCAGGAGUUUCGUUCUUCUGGACUUGCAGCCCAGCCUGUUCAGUGGAGUCGUCAUCCAGACCAGCCGUCUCAAAGCGUUCAUGUCGACCCAAACUUUCUGCCAUUACACCUACCAACCGAUGUGAACAAUGAUUUAGGCAGCCAGUCAGCUUAUCCUGCCAUCUACAUUUUCUUUUGUCCAAACGAUCCGCAGUACUAUGCGAAUCGUGGUAAGAAAACCUUUGGCAAAUGGUUUGGUUUUUUAUCAUCAAAUAAACUGAAAGAGUGGCUUAUCAUUACGAUAACGGAUAAAUCAAAGAAGAUAUCUUCAAGGAAUUCUGUGGCUACCCAAUUAAAGCAUGACUUCUCCAUCGACUUUACCGAUCGCUUGCAUGACCUUCCAAGUGACUAUGAAUCCUAUCCAGGUACUUUGCAGGCACUGAAUGUCAAACUUCGGAAUGCUGUUAUUCGUGUUUUCAACACCACCCUCGAUGCAAUUGAUAAUCGAGCGGAGAAGUUAGCGGCUAGCCGAAAUGAUGAAGAUUGGGACUUCAUGGAUUAUCUUCUUUGCAUGGAGGAAAUUGCCUCUCUCUACAGCUGCAUGAGCCUCUAUGAGGAAGCCCUGGAGUGUAUGGAGAAAGCGGAGAAUUGCCUGUCCGUUGCGUUGGCCAACGCGGCUGGGAAUGGAGUCAAUAGGUGGGUGCGAAACCUGCUCUCAAAUAGUUAUGAGAAUCUGUUAGCCGAUCCAACCAUCGUCUCCACCUACGCCAGCCCCCAAAGAGUGGAGCGGGUGCGGCGACGCGAGGCCAACCUCUUCGAGCUGCGUGCCCACAUUCUGACGCGCGAGUGCGCCCUUCUGCAGGCCCUCGACCGCAUCACUGAGCUGCCAGCCCUCGCCGUCCGCAACAUCCGCCUCUGUACCAAGGAGGUGAUGGUGCCGGCUCUCCAGCUAUACUUUUGGACUUUUCUUUCUACCCUUCAAACGCUUGAGAUAUUUCGCCUCGGAACACCUUGUGUACCGAAGACCGAAGAUUUCAUACAUCUUCGGCGCAAAUUUUUGCAUGCCAACAACCUGCUGCAGCACCCACUUUCCACUGCCACCACCCCUGCAGCUGCCAAUUCAGCUAUCGCUUUGAGUACAGACGAAGACUCUAAUUGCCCUUCAAACGCGUCCGAGUUAAGUGUCUCGACUCUCAUUUCGGCGCGUUUCAAAGCCAUGGAGUCGUUGGAUCUGCUGGAAGAUGUAUCCUUCCAGACCGAGGGCACAUUUAACGUUCUUGCUCGGGCAGUUUUGGCAUCCGUGGCGGCCGACGAUCACGCCAGAUCGGGUCGCACCAACUUGCAAAGCCAGGCCCUCGUCGGUACAAGUCAAUGGACCGUUGAUCUGUGGAGACGCGCCUGUGUUGCCUUGGCCCGUCUCGGCCGCUGCACGGAUCUCUGGCCUGAUCCGGCGCGUCGCACCCAGAAUGCACGUUCUGACUCUCUACAGGACUCCAUGAUUCUCUCGAUCAUUGACUCGUUAAACAAUUUUACUAGCCGCAACCGCAGCACCCCGGAUUCUACGCAAUUCAGUUUUGGAGGUUCCUUUGGCGCUCAGCUGUCCAUCGCUUUCGUCUCACCAGAGUCUUUCCAGGAGGUCUAUCGCAAAUUUGUUGGCGUCUGCAUUUUCUUCCAAAGUUGUUCGGGGGAAAAACGCAGCUCAAAUUGCAUGUCUCUGGAACUGGCUGAUUUCUACCGAGACGCUGGAAAGUUCUUAAAGGCGGAAUCUCUGUACCACCGAGCAACGAAAAUUUUUUUGAGAGAAUCUUGGACGGAGCUUGCAACCUACUCUCUUCUGCAACAAGCCUUUUGUCAGCAGGUCCAAUGGAGAACGGAGAAUGUCGACACUAUUGAGGCAUCUGUUUUUAGACGAUACGUGCAGACCGCCCUGAUUCUCGCAAUAACACCGACCAAGAGUCUGCAUCAAUGCUACGACCUGUUAAAGCGGCGCGGCUCCUACUUUGACAAUCUCUUCGGAGAGGGUAUAACAGCCGCAAGGGGUGCAGCGGCGGCGGAAGUGGCGAUUUUGCCACCCUGGUGGCCGGAUGACUGGUGGGCGCACACGCUGGAGACAGUGGCGGAGCACUACGCUCGCAUCGCGCCUCCUCCGCCGCUUGUCGAAACGUUAUCACUGCAUCAGCCGCUGAUGCCCCUCGCGGUGCGUUCCCUGUGGCCCCUCUUCCGCCUCCUCUCCGUCGAUCUUGAGGAGGCCAAUCCACACACUCACCGCCAGGUCAUUCGCCUUCACCUUCGUCUCACUGGGGUUCGGCAGAUGCUCCUGCGGGUUUCGGUUGGGGCGCGGCCCACUACAUCAGAGGAUUGGAGCAUGCCGCCGCUCUUGCGCGAAGUCGACAAGAAGCAUGGAAGUGAUCCAGUAAAAUUUUUCAAUGUCGACUUGUCUUCAGAAGGCGUCCGCGUUGGCAUCAUUAGCUCCACCGCUGACGCCAGCUCCGCAGCCUCGGCAGAAUUUGGUGGUGGUGGGGACGGUGACAGCUCUAUCUCAUCCCCUUCUGUCGCUGUUGCUGCUACAACUCCUGCAUUAUUGAGUUCCAGCACCUCCAAGGAGUCCGUCAUGCAAAGACUGUUCCGUAGGACAAGCGCAAAAGGGAGACCUGGUCGGAUUUUGUUCAAAAGAUCGAGUGACAACGCGCGCACUACAAACGGUCAGUCGGCUGGCGUCAAGCCCCCAAGACGUCCCACGUCGAUUGACUUUCUCGGCUACCGAGGUCGUUUGAACACCCUAGACAGGGUGAAUCCUUUGCCCUACGAUUCGAUUCUCGAUGGUCUCACACUCUCCUCAGAUUACGAUCGCUUCGUUCCUAGCGCGACAGGAACCCCCGAAACUGUGUCGAUGACGGAAGAUUCUGUCUUCUCUGACAGUAGGGCUGCUCGACACCACAAAAAGGGCUUUAGUCUCUCCGACCUAUCAAACUUCAUUCACUCACUUAAAAUAUCGAAAAACGACUUCUCCUCAAGGAAUCAUGUCGACACAAACGGUACCCCUAUGCCACCGGUCACAACGAAGGCCGUUGUAAUUGAGAAGAAUGAUAUCUUCUUCUACACACGAAACCACGCCACGAAUCCGUUUCAUUGUCGACUGCAAGAAUCAACCAAAGAACCUAUUGAAGACAAGGACAAUGUGUUAGUAUUUCAACCGGGCGAUAACUAUCUUAUCAUGGAGACAGCUCAUUACGGCUUCCAUCUGCCGGGUGAGAUUUCAAUCGCUGUCUACAACGAUUCUCAAAGUGCUGAAAACAAUAGCCCCAUAUUCAUAUUCUCAAGCCCCAUCAAUCCUGAACAGCACGGAUCCACUUGGUCCAACGAGACACUUUUGGAGCGUCUCCUUCCGAGGGUCGAGCAGAUUGAAGCCAUUCGAGUGUCUAAGGCGUACUCCUUCCCCGAACCGCCAAAAAAAGCUUCAGCACUGGUGAUGAAUGACAUGAGCCAGCCAGUAUUUCUAACGGUGCGUGUUGGCGCCCUGUCGAUCGAACGACAGGAGGGUGGCAGUGGCGUUGACAGUGCUAUCGGCCUUCGUCUGCACCGCCAUCCCCAUGCCGGGGCACCACAGGAGGCGGCUUGGGGUCAGAACUACUCUAUAGAGCCCUCCGAGAAAGGUGAAGUUGAGAAGACAGUGGCUUGGAGUGACCUCGGAGAUCUCGUAGUUGCGCCAGGCGAAAUACCUCCUCCCUCUCCCCUCCUCUACACCCCUGGCACCCGUCUCUGUCCUCGGUGCAGCUUCCUCCUCCGGCCGAAACCAAAUGAACGGAUUACUCUAAUUCUGCCGACAGGGCGUCCCUACCCCAUUAAUCUAAUACCCGUUGGAGCCUUGAUUUUCAAAGCCAGAGUUUUCUCCUUUCAAAGCAAACAUUUCGUAGUGCAAUUGCAAGUGGAGGUGCGUGACACUACCUGGCCAGUGCUGGGUUCUGUCGACAAUAAGGGCUCGCCUCAUCUGAAUCCUUUCUACUGCCAGGAGCGCAUCACUUUCAAGUUAUCCGCUCCCGAAAUGGUCAUCAAGUCCUUUAAUGACGCCCCGUCGCAGCUACCACCGCAGUCGCAGCAGCCCCCUUCACUGCCACCGUCACUGCGGGGCUCCUUCGUGCCGGAGCCACAGCGCUCCAUCAGUGUGGUCGAAUUUGCGCCCCCUUCGCCUGCUGUUGCUGUCGCCGGCGCUUCCGCUGCACUACACCACUCUCUGCUGCCUCACUCUCGAGAAGUUGGCUACUCGGUGUUCUUCCCUCCAAAAGCAGCAGAAGGGACUGUCGAGUGGAACGCUUUCGCUUCCUUUGGUGCAUCCGUCAAUGGCGAAUCUGGUUCGACGCAAGACUCCUCCUCCAAUUCCCAGGAUCCUAUCCAGCUAAUUGAACCUCUGGAUUUGGAAUGGAUUGUUUCCUACGGUCGACCAUUGACCGUUUCGUGGACUGUGCAAAUGGACUACCUCAAUCGUCUCUUGCGUCCCUUGCCGAAAUCUGACAAGAUUGGUGUUUUGGCCGAUUUCACCUUCCUUGCUGGGACCAACUUCGAUGAAGUCCGCCCUCGUCUACGCUAUUCAUGCAACCUCGUGGUGGGACGAAACACCCAAAUAAACCAAUGUGACCUCGUCCUUGCGUUUUUGAAUUCAGGCUGGUUUAAGUGA